This is a messenger RNA of Trypanosoma brucei brucei TREU927, 1941 nucleotides long. RefSeq lists its product as hypothetical. The transcript has a single exon. The record is from RefSeq and is a predicted model, not a curated record. The coding region runs from base 1 to 1941 and encodes 646 amino acids. NCBI's taxonomy places the organism in Eukaryota, Euglenozoa, Kinetoplastea, Trypanosomatida, Trypanosomatidae.
AUGCUUGGUUCAUGGCUGAACGAGAUCCAAAAAACACUUGACAACGUCUCGGGAUUAGCUGGGAAGUUGGAGGAAUUCGAAGGCAUUGAAGAAAAAGAGGGACAUGGAAGCGAUGACGUGGUGCAUUUAUCGGGUAGUGAACUUAAUGAAGUGGAAGGAGGGGUCAUUUCUAUGCAGCUAGCGACCAAACAGAAAGAAACACAUCAGGAGGAUAGUAGUACACAUGGUGUUGCUCCAUCGGCUAUCGGCAUGGGGGAUUGUUGCGAAGUUGAAGCUAGUGACAGGUUGUUACCUCCCGCUGUGUUGCAAACGCGGUCGAGUGACGUGAGCUGCGAGCUCGGACAAAAGUUUGACACGACAGAAAGAGAGCAAGGCAAGACUGCAGUCACGGGAACGAAGCAGACUCCAGUUACGUUUCUGUCCAAGCCCGGGGAGCGCGGCGGAGGCGAGGGCAUUUUCAAGGGAGCGAGCAGUGGGGUCGUGUCUGAGGAAGGUGAUAAUCGAUCAUUAGUCACUUCGGAAGAUCACACCCACGACAGUAGAAAUCUGCAAGAAGGACAAGGAGGGGGCACUGUUUCCAGUAGUGAUCCGAAUGCUACUGACGGGCAGCUGCUCCGAUUCCAAGCAUUGUUGGCUGAGGAAAUGGAAACAUCGCAGCGUCUGAACGAUGAGAACAAGCGUCUCACUCAAAGCAUUUUGUCGCUUCAAAAGGAGGUUAAUAGCCUUCGUAAUCUAAAGCGGAGCACUGUAGACAAGGAGAAAAUGGCUUCCCUCGAGAGGGAGGGAGUGGAGCUAUCGGAACAGCUUGGAAGGGAGCGGGAGCGGAGUAAACAACUUUUAGAAAGAAAGGCAGAGGCUGAGGAUCGUGUUGUGUCGCUGGAACGACAGCUCCGACAAGGCGCAGCGGAUUACAAUGAGCUUCAGAACAUCGCAGCUGCGAGGCAGACACAGUGUGAGGCUACGCAGAGGCAGGUGAACGAGCUCACUAUUCAGCUAGAAGAGAAGAAUAGACGUGUGCAGGAGUUACAAGGUGAGGUGUCCCGUUACGUGUCAGAGCUUAAUCAUCGUUGUGACACCGCAAAUGAUGUGGUGGAGUCACUCAAGCGGGAGAAGGAGGUGUUUGUUUCCUCCUUACAUCGAAACCAAAUGGAGUACGAGCUCCACAUUCAGCAGUUGGAGAAGAAACUCCUUCAAGCAGAACAUCGUGCGGAUCGAGCGGAAACUAGGCUCGUGGAGCAUGAGCGGGGCUCCCUAAAUCCGUUGCGUGAGUUGCGCGCGGCGCUCGAUGACACGGAACGACAGAAGAAACAGCUGCUGGAGGAAGCAGCGCUGGCAGCUGAGGAGUGCGCUGCUUUGAAGCGUGAUCAUGUUGUGGUCGUGGAGAGCUAUAAGCAACAACUUGCAGGUGUUCAAAACGAAUUACGUGCCGCAGUGGAUGAGAGAACUGCCUCCAUUCAGGAGUUAUUACAGUGGAAGGGAAGGCAUACCCAAGUACAAAAGGAAUUGGGGGAUGCGCUCAUACGGGCUGCGCAAGCCGAGGCACUCAAUAAACAGAUUAAGCAACCAGCUGACGCUGUGUGCACCGGCAUUCAGCCCCGAAGUGGAUCGAGGUGCUCGUCUUCAAUUGCCGCUGCCGAGCCUUCCUUUGUUCCAUCCCAACCACUAACCCCCGUUGACGUUUGCGCGAAUAACACAUGUUUAGCGUUGCUUCAUUUUCAUACCGACGGGCCCACUAGCCACUUUUCUCGUGGUGGCCGAGAGCGGAUGGAAAAGGAGCUGGUGCGCCAAGCGGUGGAGAUUGAGAGUCUUCGCCGUUACAAAGAUGAAGUUGAGGAACUGCGAAAAAAGCUAGCAGCUCUCGCUGCCCAGCAUGACUUGCUCAUGCAGAUGUACGGGCAGUUGCAAGAGGAGACUCAGCAACAGACGAAAUCCCAGAGUUGA